Molecule: messenger RNA, 12581 nt
Organism: Megalops cyprinoides (Indo-Pacific tarpon)
Lineage: Eukaryota; Metazoa; Chordata; Actinopteri; Elopiformes; Megalopidae
Gene: spen
Product: spen family transcriptional repressor
Exons: 15
Coding region: 195-11018 (3607 amino acids)
Molecular function (GO): RNA binding
Source: RefSeq, a predicted model, not a curated record
ACGGAGAUCGCGCUCCUAGUCAGUGGAGAAUCACACACAGCGCAAGAACUAAUGGUGGGAUCGGGUCGGAGCAAGCUGUCGUUGAUCUGUGUACAAAAUCUCUCGGCGCUCAAUUUGCAACGCGAACACUCAACCGGCAAGGAUUAAAACGUGAUAAAACAUAUGUGUAUGAACGGGGGACACGAACGCACAGCAUGGUUCGGGAAACCAGACACCUAUGGGUGGGGAAUUUACCCGAAAAUGUACGAGAGGAGAAAAUUAUCGAACAUUUCAAACGAUAUGGACGGGUGGAGAGCGUCAAGGUCCUCCCGAAGCGCGGGUCGGAGGGCGGGGUGGCCGCCUUCGUGGAUUUCGUGGACAUUAAAAGUGCCCAGAAGGCUCACAAUUCCAUCAACAAAAUGGGGGACAGGGACCUGCGCACUGAUUACAAUGAGCCGGGCACGAUCCCCAGCGCCGCCCGGGGCCUGGACGAUACCCUGUCCUUAGGCUCCCGCGGGCGGGACGUUUCGGGGUUCACCAGGGGGGCGGGGGGCCCGGUGUACGUGCCCCCCGCUUCGCUGCACAGCAGAGAUGGACGCUAUGAACGCAGGCUGGACGGGGCGGCCGACAGUCGGGAGCGCGCCUACGAUCACAGCGCCUAUGGACACCACGAGCGUGGCGGCGGCGGCUUCGACCGGCAGCGACACUACGACACGGACUAUUACCGCGAUCCCCGGGACCGCGCCCUCGGCGGGGCGGGGGGAAGCUCCGGCUCCGGGGGCGGCGGAGGUGGGGGGGGCUCCGCGGGCGUCGGCGGAGGGGGCGGAGGGGCAGGGCCCGGCGGCGGCGGGGCUGGGGGAGGGGGCGGGGCCGGAGGAGGGGGCGGGGCGUCGGCAUCAGUCGGGGUCGGGUAUUAUGGCUCGCGCAGCCGCAGCCCCAGCCGCUUUGAGACGCCGGAGCCGCGGUACGAGCCCCGUGCCCGCGAGCCCUUCACGCUGGCCAGUGUGGUGCACCGCGACCUGUACCGCGAGGAGCGGGGCCGGCGCGCGGACCGGGCCUACCACCACAGCCGCAGCAGGUCCCCGCACUCCUCGCACUCGCGGAACCCCUCGCCGCAGCGGCUCGCCAGCCAGGCCGCCCGACCCGCCCGCUCCCCCAGCGGCUCCGGCUCUCGCAGCCGCUCAUCCAGCUCUGACUCCGUCAGCAGCACCAGCAGCAGCAGCAGCGGCAGCAGUGAUUCCACCAGCAGCUCCAGUGACGAGUCUCCAGCUCGCUCCGUCCAGUCUGCGGCUGUACCCGCCCCCUCUGCCCAGCCCCCCCCGGCCCUCGACAAGGACGAACCCCGCAAAAGUUUCGGCAUCAAGGUCCAGAACCUGCCCGUGCGCUCCACAGACACGAGUUUGAAAGACGGCCUCUUCCACGAGUUUAAGAAGUAUGGGAAGGUGACGUCGGUGCAGAUCCACGGGGCGUCCGAGGAGCGGUACGGCCUGGUGUUCUUCCGCCAGCAGGAAGACCAGGAGAAGGCCCUCAGCGCCUCCAAGGGGAAACUGUUCUUUGGCAUGCAGAUUGAUGUCACCGCCUGGAAUGGCCCAGAGACCGAGAGCGAGAACGAGUUCCGGCCUCUGGACGAGCGGAUAGACGAAUUCCACCCUAAAGCCACGCGGACCCUCUUCAUCGGAAACCUGGAAAAGACCACCAGCUACCACGACCUGCUCAACAUCUUCCAGCGCUUCGGGGAGAUAGUGGACAUCGACAUAAAGAAGGUGAAUGGUGCCCCCCAGUACGCCUUUCUGCAGUACUGCGACAUCGCCAGUGUCUGCAAGGCCAUCAAGAAGAUGGAUGGCGAGUACCUUGGCAACAACAGGCUAAAGCUGGGGUUUGGGAAGAGCAUGCCCACCACAUGCGUGUGGCUGGACGGGCUGGCCUCCAACAUCACGGAGCAGUACCUCACACGUCACUUCUGUCGCUAUGGACACGUGGUCAAGGUUGUGUUUGACAGAUUGAAGGGAAUGGCCCUCAUCCUGUACAACAACAUCGAAUACGCGCAGGCUGCUGUCAAGGAGACCAAAGGCUGGAAAAUCGGAGGCAAUAAAAUCAAGGUUGACUUUGCCAAUCAGGAGAGUCAGAUGGCUUUCUACCGCUCAAUGCAGGCGUCUGGGCAGGACAUCCGAGACUUCUACGAAAUCCUAUCUGAACGAAGAGAUGAGCGCAGGCCGCCAUACCAUGAGUUCUCAGCAGAACGGGCGUACUACGAAAACGUGCGCACGCCAGGCACCUACACGGAAGACCCUCGACGCAAGUACCCUGCCCGAACCCGGGAGUUCUAUGCCGAAUGGGACCCCUAUCAGGGAGACUACUACGACCCGCGUUACUACGACGACCCCCGCGAGUACAGGGACUACCGCGACCCCUACGAGCAGGACAUCCGAAAGUACAGCUACCUGCAGCGGGAGCGUGAGAGGGAGAGGGAGCGCUUCGAGACUGACCGCGAGCGCGACCACGGGCGGCGGACCAUCGAGCGCAGUCAGAGCCCCUCGCACCCGCGCCGCCCUGCCGCCAGCCCCACCGCCUCCCCCUCGCCGUCCGAGCGCCUGCCCAGCGACUCCGAGCGACGCAUCUACAGCCGCUCCUCAGAGCGCAGCGGCAGCUGCAGCUCAAUCUCGCCGCCGCGCUACGAGAAGCCCGACAAGCCGCGGGCCGACCGCUACGGCAAGAACGAGAAGCUGGAGAAGGAGCGGGCGCUGUUCGAGGUGGAGCGCAGCGGUGGGGGCGAGAAGGACAAGCGAGCCGGACGCAAGGAGAAAGCGGACAAAGAGAAAGGUGAGAAGGUGAAGCUGAGGAAGCUGAAGGUGCCGUCUCCCAGCAUCCCCUCGUCUGAGACGGACCCCGAACUGGACCGGGAGGGUAGCCCAGACGCAGGCCCGCGGUUGAAAGGCGGCAAGUUGCCAGCCAAGGAGAAGGACGGCUCUGGGAAAGGGCGCUUGGACCUGCCCCCCUGUGUCGUGCAGCUCACGCGUGUCAAGGAGAAGGAGGGCAAGUUGCUGGAUCAAACUGUCUUAGAGAAGCAGAGGCUUAAAAUUGAGAAUGAUGGUGUGCGGUCCCCGCCGUUACCUCCACCUCCCCCAGCUGACCAGAGAGCACUGCCUUCACGCUUGGAACUUCAGAAAGGAGAACUGCUUAAACAGGGGAAAGUUCCCAAGGAAAAGGGUUUGGCAAGCCAGGUGGAGGUUGUAGACAAGGAAGGGAAAGCUAAACCCAAGAAACACAAAUCCGAGCCUGGGUUUGAUGGCAGCAACUCUUCUGUGGAUGUGGACCGCUUGGCUGCACGAAAAAGGCGUUUUGGAGAUGCUGUCGGGAAGACAGAUCGGCUGAAGAGAGGCAGCCAAGAGGAGGAGGAGGGAAGGCUGGGGCUGAAGAAGAUAGCUGAUGGUGCUGUGCCAAAAGAGACAGACGGUGACAGAAAAGUCCUGCGGAAAGAGGCGCACAAGAGGGAACAUCGCAAGGCCAAACCAGAGAGGCUGGUUACUGUUUGCAGCCCGGCAGAAGGACAGGAGUCGGAGGGGAUUGCUGGAGGGAUGAGCAUGGGGCUCAGCCUGGAUCUACAGGCACGGCUGGGUGAACCCACAGAAGAGGGUACCGACCCCUUGGACUUUCCUGGAAGGAAGAUUGGAGUCUUGGGGUCAAAGCCUCAGGGCCGUCCGAGUCUCACCCGGAUGUUCUCCGAUGAGGGGAGCCUAGACCAGGAUGACAUGAGGGAGCAGGAUCAGCAAAGUCUCAUGGACCUUGGCGAACAGGCCUUAGUGCAGGCGAAAAGCAUCGGGGAGGGCGAGGAGCGGCUCUCCCUGGACAUCGACCACUCCCAGAGCUGCCGCAAACAGAUGGAGCAGAACCGGAGGCUUCGGCAGCAGCUGCAGGAGUCUGACAAAUCUGACAAGCCCGAUAGCCCGCACGGUGCUGACUCAGAGGACUUUGAGCGCCGCAGUCUGGUGCACGAGGUUGGAAAGCCACCUCAGGAUGUCACGGAUGAUUCUCCCCCAAGCAAGCGCAAAAAACUGGAGGCGUUUGAUUUUGAAAUGUGCUCUAAGCGGGAACGUAACUACAGGAGCUCCCGGCAAGUGAGUGACGAUUCUGAAAGAAACGUCACCUCUCUGCCAGGCCUGCGGCACUUCUCCUACCACGAGGAGGAUGGCUCUGCUGACUCGCCCCGCCUCGUGGCUGUGAAAGAACCUAAGGACUCUCCGAAAGCAGAGGAGAAGGUGUACUCGCACCUAGACCUCAUGAAGUACAACUUUGACCUGACAGCCGGCAGGGUUCGGGGCUCGCAUUCGGAGCUGACUAAGCUAAAAGCUCAGUCUCUGGGAUGUGAAGAAGAGCUGCAACAGCGCUGGGAGAGCAGAGUGAAACAGGAUCCGCUCAGGUUGGAUAUGAGCUUCCCCAGUAGCAUCGUGAAACGUGAGGGCAUUCGUAAGCGUCUGGUGCGGGAACUGGAGCCUGGGGAGGUACAGUCAGACUCUGACGAGGAUGGCGAAAACAAACACCACUCCCCCAAGCCCUCGACAUCCCUGUCUUACUUUCUUAGGGAGCGUGAGGAGAGGCUGUCAGACCUCAAGCUAUCAGGCUCCCUGGAGAGGAACAAGUUCUACUCCUUUGCACUGGAUCAAACCAUAACGCCAGACACCAAGGCCCUACUUGAGCGAGCAAAAUCUCUGUCCUCCUCUAGAGAGGAUAACUGGUCCUUCCUGGAUCGUGACUCUCGCUUUGCCAGCUUCCGUAGUAGUAAGGAUAAGGAAAAAGUAGAAUCUGCCCCACGUCCCAUUCCGUCCUGGUACAUGAAAAAGAAGAAGAUCCGCACCGACUCAGAGAGCAAAAUGGACGACAAGAAAGAGGAGCCUAAACCGGAGGAACAGGAGCGACAGGAGCUGUUUGCCUCCCGUUUCCUUCACAGCUCCAUCUUUGAGCAAGACUCGCGGCGCUUGCAGCACCUCGAGCGUAAGGAUCAAGACUCUGAGCUGGGUGUGGGAAGGCUCACUGGGAGACAAGGUUCAGCGGAGGGGCAGCUUGCAGCAGGGGGAGGGGACCUCCUCCAGGAACCUAUGGUGCUCUUUCACAGCCGUUUCCUGGAGCUGCAGCAGAAAGAGAAGGACCAGCGGCCACGGGAGCCAGAGAGAGGGAACAGUGUUGACUCGAACGAGAAAGAGAAACUGCAGGACGGGGAGCAAGAGCAGCAGCCGGUGGGAAAAGCACCAGAGCCCAUACUGGAAGCAGAGAUUAAACCUGUUAGCCCUGCUCCUUUACCCCCAACGUCACUGCCUCCCCCAGUUCCCCGAGAGAUGUCACCCCCACAGGAAAAGCCAGCCAUCCCAAGUCCGCCCCCAGAACUUCCUAUCAAACAGUUAAAAGAUGAAAAGAUGGAAGCUGCCCCUGAGGUGGCUCCGCCUCCAUCAGUGCCUCAAGUGGAGAUCAAACCACCUGCGACUGUCAGUGUCACGCCCCCUGAGCCUGUUUCUGAGGAGGCAGAAAUUAAAGUGGAGCCUAAGGAGGAGCCGUGUGAACUCAGGCUUCCUGUGGAAAAGGCACUGACUACAGACAACUCCCUCCUUGAUGUCAAACCCCCCACUCCAGGGGCCUCACUGAGCAGUUUAGAGCCAGAGUCAGAUGCUCCUGAAUUUCCUAACUGUACCUCCCCUAAGCCUGAGGGGAAUAUGGAGAUGAUGAAAGAAGAGGAGGCUCCACCUGAAAUAUCGGAACCCCAGGACGGUGCAGGGUCCCUUAAACCGGAAGAACCUGAAGAGAUACCAAUGAUGGUGUCUGACACAGAGGUGGAGCCUGUGCUGCCAGCCCGAAAACAGCCGAAGAGCAAAAGGGCAAAGCCACCACCAGCAGCACCGCUGCACCCUCCAGCCCAAGCGGCUGGCACUGAGAAGCCAGCCACUCGUAAGAGCGAGAGAAUUGACAGGGAGAAGCUGAAACGGGUAUCAUCUCCAAGGGGAGAGGCGUCUAAGGCAGCCUCAGAUGGCAAGACCACAGCGAAGUCACCUGUCCAUGCUGCGGACUCUGAGCCGAGCUCUGAGCCCAGUUUGCCCCUCGGCAGGACACGGCGCCGAAAUGUACGGUCUGUCUACGCCACGCCGGUAGAGGAUGAAACCCCCCAGCAGGCAGGGAAGGAGGUGGCGGAGUCUCCCCGUGCAAUGCGAAAACGUGGUGGCGACAAAGAGCAGGCGCAGCAGCCACAGCAGGAAACCUCAGCUGCACCGACCACCCCGAGGCGAGGGCGCCCUCCCAAGACACGGCGACGAUGGGAAGACGUGUCGCCGGUGAAAGGGGAGCCUCCUAAAACAACUGAGGGAGAAGAGACGGACAGCAAAGAGCAAGGAAGCAGUGGGGAGAGCACCAAAGUAGCUGAAGGAUGGCGCUCGCCCCGCACACAGAAAACGCAACAGAAUCAAGGGUCCCCACCUGCUGGGGCUGGACAGGGCAGGAAGGCAGGCAAAGCGGAGAAGGUGGCUGAGAGCACAGCUCCUCAGACUGAGCGUGCAGGUGGUGAUGUCGCUGCCUCCCCAGAAUCCACACCCAAAUUGAAGGAGGAGUCCUUAGAGCAAGGUGGAAAACCUGUUGAGGAUGACACUAAGCAGCAAAUGACUGCACAGAGAGGAGAGAAAGACAAAGAAAUGACAGAUCAGGCAGACAGGAAAUCCAUUGAAGAGAAAGCUGUUGAGAAAUCAGAGCCUCCACUUGUGGAAAAGCGUCCACCAUCAGAGAAGAGCGGGAAGGCCAAAGCAGCAAGAUUGACACGCAACACCAAGAUGGUGACAGAAGAUAAGUCUUUGAGUCUGAAGAAUCUGGAGAUCCGUCUGAGCGUAGAUGAUGUGAAGGGUGUGCUGCGCUCGGGAGAGGACGAGCCGGAGUCUUUUGAGGCAUCUCCAAAAAAGGCCAAGCCAGGGGUGUCUGUCAAAGAAGACAUACUCAACCCUUGUUUUCUUAAAGAGGCUCCAGAACUCAGCCCAGAUGAGAAAGACGAGGCACUGUCAGACUCUGAGCCCCCUACUGACCCAGCUGCGGCUCUCCUGGCUCGUCAGAUGGAGCUGGAGCAGGCGGUGGAAAACAUUGCCAAGCUGACAGAAGUUCCCCCCUUGACACCGUAUAAAGAACCUCCUCCCGAGCCACCUGCUCUUCUGCUGCCUGCCCCAGUGGAACCAGAGCCUGAGAUUGAGGAAGAAAAGCCGGCUAAUCCCGCCAGUGAGACCGAACUCGCUGCUGCCAUUGACUCCAUCACCGCUGAAGACAUUUCUGCCGAUGCGGACGGAUUUACGGCUCCCCCCACCUACACUGCCCUCAUCCCCACCUCGGAACCGCUGGUGCUUCCCCCUGCCAGCGAGGCCUUGGAGCCGGAGACUCACAUGGCCAUCACAAACAUCAUGGACUCAGAACCAGAGAUGGGAGGCAUGAUGGGAGAUUCUAAGACUGCUGAAUCGGCUACCACUGAAACAUCAAGAGGCGCCUCACAAGAGGAGCCUCCUGCACCAGAGACGCCCAGGAAAGGAGGUAAAGUUAGACCCAAAGCUCAGAAGAAGUCCAGGAGUCGUAAGGCCAGUGCUAGCAGGAAGGGGGAGGCUGUAGAGGAAAGUGUCUCAGAGCCUGAGCCGACCCCGGUGAAGCUGCCAGACUCCAUCCCUGAGGACACUCAGGCUGUUAACCCUAAAGCGGGAGCCACCUCAGCUGCAACUGCAGUUGUUACGACUGCUGCUUCCUGCAAGCAGGAAGUCGGACGGGCAGCAGCUGUGGACACCCCCAAGGAAGCGGAACAGCCUGCAGUGGAACAGCCUGAACCCCAAGAGUCUGCCUUUCACUCAGGCAAUAAAAGCCCCUCUCACUUUAAGCUGCAGCAUCCGCCCGCAGAACCAGCAGGUCUUGCCCUCACACCAUCUCCGACUCGACUGAAUUUCCCAGCCUCCCGUCCUGCCAAGCUUCCUGUCUCUCCAUCAGACUGGCAUAACAGGUCUGAGGACACUGGAGUCCUUCCUACCCCACAAACUCAAGCCACUGCGGCUGCUUCCUCUGUGCCAGCAGCAACCGUAGUAGGGGCUCCCUCAGGGAACCCCCCUUUACCCCCAGACACCAAGGCCUCUGACAUCGACCCGAGCUCAAGCACCCUCCGAAAGAUCCUCAUGGAACCCAAGUAUGUAUCGGCCUCAGGUGGUAGCUCUGUCCCCAGCACGCUGCUGACAACCUCUUUAGGUGACACACGUAUGUCAGAGAAGGAGAACUCGUCUGAUUUGGUGUCUGUCAAGCCCUCUCCACCUGAAGACAGACCCUCACCUGUGACUCCCCAACCCCCGCUCCAGCAGCCGCCUCCACCUCCCCCUCCCGAGACGCAGCAGCCGUUUGGCGAGAAGAUGGUGAAUUCGGUGAUUUCCUCCACAGCCACCUCUGUGAUCAGCUGCAUCCACAUGCCCUUUGACUCGGAGGAGACCCCACGCAUCACUUUGGGCAACCGCACCGCGGGCAUACCUUUGCCCAAGCAGAAGUAUCGGUCCGGCGUGAACGAGAAUAACAGGUACCAUGGGCUUGUGGCGGCGGAGGAGGGGAGCAGUGGUGGACGUCCUCUGGCGGAAGGCACGACUUACAGCACGGGCCCGGGGCUGAGGGUCAACACCUCAGAGGGUGUGGUGGUGCUGAGUUAUUCGGGACAGAAGACAGAGGGACCCCAGAGGAUCAGUGCCAAAAUCAGUCAGAUUCCCCCAGCUAGCGCGGUUGACAUUGAAUUCCAGCAGUCUGUGUCCAAGUCUCAGAUCAAGCAGGAGCCGAUCACUCCCUCCCAGCCUCCCACUCCUAAGGGUUCCCAAACACCCACGGGCUACGGGCACACUGGGGGAGUUUUGGCUGGCCAGCCUUACAACACGCAGCCGGUUAUCUCCUCUAUCAAGCAGGAGAGUCCUGGUUCUGACAAAUCGGAAUCGCCAUACCACUCCGGGCCUCAGGGGGGAGCUGUGAAGAUCCUCCAGCAAUCUGUUGGAAGCCCACAAGUUCUGAUCUACAACCAAGCCAUGAUGCAGUCGCAUGUAAAGAAGGGGGCAGGACCUGAGGCUAUGCCUUUGAAAGUAGAUUCGGGCAAGUCAGCCCAGCCCUCUAAUUUGAGCCCUGUCAUGAGCCCCCACCACCCUUCUCUGGCUGGCAACCACAUGGGCUCCAGCCCUGGCACGCCCACUGAAAGAGCGGUCCCGCAUCUGAAGCAAGAACCGCACUCUCCACGGACGUCAGGCCACUCACCCUCUCCGUUCACGAAGGUCUGCCCACCCAGCAGCUCCGUCUCCCCCAUUGGCACUUCCGUAGUCCUGGGUCCUGGCAUGUCGCCCAUGUCCCAGUUUGUCCCCAGUGUUCACCACCCGGAGCAGUCUGUUAUCAUGCCCCCUCACAGCGUCACCCAGUCAGUCCCGAUCGGACACCUCCCCCAGGGAGAGGUCAGGAUGAACACACCUCCGUUGUCCAGCAUGGGCUACGGCAUGCGCACCGAGUCCUUAUCCUCCCCCCGCCCUCAUCAGCAGCGGUCCACCACGCCCCAGCCGGCCGGCAUCCGGGACAUGGUCCUGCAGUCUCACGCGGGCUCCUCCGGGGCGGGCGGGGCCGGUUGCGCCGGAGAGGACGACGUCCGACACUUCCACCAGGGCCUGCGCAGACCGUCUGCCCCCCAGCUGCAGCCGGACGUCAUGGUGAUGCAGACGGACUACCGCGGGCUCCCCCACGGUGGCUUGCGCCUGGACCAGUACGGCCUGCCGUCCCGGGACGUGCGUAUCCUCAUGCAUCACCAGCUAGGGGAGCACCCCAACUCGGAGGCGCGCCAGGCCCGCACCCCGGAGGCCGUCUCCUCCUCUGCCUCCUCCACUAGCAUCUCCUCUUCCUCCUCCUCCUCCAAAACCCCGCCGGUUGGGAAAGGGGUGCCGCAGACGGGGAAGGACGCGCCGAAAGGACUGGAGGUAAAGAUGCCCCCCUCCCCUCACGCUGAGAGCAGGAUCAUGGGAGUUCACCCGUCUGUGCCGGUCAUGGUGCCUCCUCAGGGGGUCCAGCUCAUGCACUCGGGGACUGCCGGCUCCUUCCCAGAAUACUCGGCUGUGUACCGGGACAUGCGGGGUUUCCACUCCCAGUUCUCUCCAGGUCACUCCUCCCUGGGGAUCAACCUGCCGGCCCGCAGCCUUACACCAUCCCAGGGUCCUCAGGAUGGGGAGCAUGGCCACCGGAGCAAGACCCCGCAGGUGCCCUCAUCAGGGGCCGCGGGAGGCGGGGCUGAACCCAAGGCGGAGAGCUCCCACCUCCGUCACACGGUCGCCAUGGAGCAUUCCCAUAUGCCCCGGGUGCAGGGGGAGGCAGGCUCACCCUCCUACGCCUCCCCAGUCGCCAUCUCCCACAAGCUGGAUCUGGCCCCCACCUUGCAGAAGGCCUCUCAGUCCUUCCUGUCCACCCCCCUGCCGCCACCCUCCUCCGGCGCCUCCCAGAUGCGGUGUGACGGCAAAAUGGAACACACGGGACACCGCUCCGUGGACAUGGUGCAGCUCCUAACGAAAUAUCCCAUCGUGUGGCAGGGCCUCCUGGCGUUGAAGAACGACACAGCGGCCGUCCAGCUACACUUUGUCUCCGGCAACAACGUCCUGGCCCACCGUUCCCUGCCCCCGCCAGAGGGGGGCCCCCUGCUCCGAAUCGCACAGAGAAUGAGGCUGGAGGCUUCACAGCUGGAGGGCGUGGCUCGCAGAAUGACCGUGGAGAGUGACUACUGCCUCCUUCUGGCGCUGCCGUGCGGUCGCGAUCAGGAGGACGUCCUGAACCAGACGCACGCCCUGAAGGGCGGCUUCAUCACCUACUUACAGGCCAAGCAGGCAGCUGGCAUCAUCAACGUGCCCAACCCCGGCUCCAACCAGCCGGCUUACGUGUUGCAAAUCUUCCCGCCCUGCGAGUUUUCGGAGAGCCACUUGUCCCGGCUCGCCCCUGACCUCCUCAACAGCAUCUCCAGCAUCUCCCCCCACCUCAUGAUUGUCAUUGCCUCUGUGUGAGGCCCCUUACCAGGACCUCUUCUGUUUACACCCGCGGGGGAACACCCGGAAAACCCGGCUCCUGGAUUCCAGCGGCUCCUGAACUGGAAUAAGGAAAGUCUGGGUCAACAGCUGGAUGGGCUCUCUGUUUCUUAACACCUUCUGUUCAUUUCCAACUUCCCGCCUGUACCUCCAUCUCCCUCCUCCUCCUCAUCAAGAGCGCGUUGGAAGGGUGGACCCGGACAGACGUUUGAUCAAAUGAUCAUUUCCCUUGUGCUUUUCUCUGUUUGAGGGAGAGGAUGUUGCACAUUCCGAUUUUAAGGUAUUCGCGAAGCAGUCGGAGGCAGCUUGUUGAACAACAACAAAACCGAGGACGGUUCAGUGGGUGGAAUUUUUUUUGUUUUUAUUCAGAUGAUGAUUGUGAUUUCUUCUUAUUUUUUUUAAAUUACAAAGUGAAUCAGCUCAGUCAUUGCACUAUGUUGGAGAAAUCGAAAAAAGAGGACCUGGACCAUGUACAGAAAAAAUGGACCAGCUUUGCUUGUACAAGAGACAAAAAAACUGCUCUGGAAAAAAAAACAAACAUUGGGAUUAAGGGGAGAAAAUUGUGGGAGAUCAUGUCAGCCCAACCAGUCUUUACUCCUACUACUGUUCUCCUACCAUUCAACUAUUAAUCUACUACAACUUUACUAGAGAUGGCUCUGAUUCCUCACUGUCCCCACCCCAGGAACACAGGAAGGGCCUUUUGGAGUUGUACAGUUUACACUUUAUGCCUCAACAGGGGACAGUAUACAUACUUUUUUUUUCUUUUUUUUCUUCUUUAAGGUUAAAGGUAUGAGGGGGAGUAUGCAGAACUGUGUAAAUAUUAUAAAUAUUUAAAGACUUGGGCAACAAUGCCGGGAGUCCAGGUGGAUACCUUUUCAAAAAGACAAACUCACCAUCAUCAGCUGUGGAAGUAAAUGAUGGAGGAGAAACCAGCGAGGCUCUCAGCAGUGACCUUCACAGUUGUUUGUUUUGUUUUUAAAAUUUGUGCCAAAAUGUCUUUUCAGCUGGGGAAUAAAAAAAACAGUACAGACUAGAAACUAAAUGGAAUUUAAAAGAAAAUUCAGAUCUUAUUUUCAUACUUGACUUUGUAUUUGUCGCUCAUUCGUAAUUGAUUCUGUUUUGACUUCUGCCUCGUUUUUACAGGGUUUCACCUCCUGUCCAUCAGUCUCCAUCCGCGUGCAUUUUCUUUUCAUUGUAAGGAAGUGCUGCAAAGCGCCAGUCUGUACAGUUUUAUUUCACUGAUGCUUUUCUCCAAACUGGUAAAUAUUUUCACUCUCCACGUUGCCUACUUUGGCCUGGGUUUUUUUUUUUUUUUUUUUUUUUGGUUAACAUGCAACUGAAAUUGAUUUGUAGGAACCCACCCCCCUCCCCUCCCCCAAAAAAAAUUUGAAAGAAGAGGAGUUACCCAGCAACAGCUUUACUGUUCUGUACUGGGAGAGAAGCUUGUAGACUUUAAAUGUUAAAGAAAACGGGGAGAAAGAAACACAGGUUUGGACCUGUGAAGCUGAGCCAUGAUAUUGGAUGUAUGAACACCCCCCCCCC